Molecule: messenger RNA, 4728 nt
Organism: Pieris brassicae (large cabbage white)
Lineage: Eukaryota; Metazoa; Arthropoda; Insecta; Lepidoptera; Pieridae
Gene: ZnT63C
Product: zinc transporter 1
Exons: 10
Coding region: 568-1914 (448 amino acids)
Biological process (GO): intracellular zinc ion homeostasis; detoxification of zinc ion; zinc ion transmembrane transport
Cellular component (GO): membrane
Molecular function (GO): zinc ion transmembrane transporter activity
Source: RefSeq, a predicted model, not a curated record
UUUUGUAUCUGUGUAGCGUCAAGAUAUUAACGUCAAGUAAUCAAACGCAAAAGUGAAUACUUCAAUUCUGAAAUGCACCAAACCAAUCAACAGACACCAAUCGCCUUUGCUACUCUAUCUAAGAAGGAAACGAAAUUAAACUUGAAAAUUAGUAAUUUGUCAACUUUUAGUGAUUAACACUGUGUAGUUUUGAGUGAACCUCUAUUAUUAAAAAAAUCAGCAUAGAAGCAUAAACCAACCUGAUUAUAGUGUUAAUGCAUUAAGUACAAACGCUGUGCUAUAAAAUUUAUAACCAUGUGUGCCUAUUCUAUUUGACUUUUGUAAGAAUAUUAUCAAUAAUUUUAUCAGCUUUCACGAUAAUAUCCAUUGUUUUAAAAGUGGGAUUUUAAACAGCUUAAAUAAAACGUUACGAUCUUGCACAAGUAUGACACAUUUAGCUAGUGGCCGUGCUUAAAAGUUUUUUGGAAUGACGUUGAAUCAAUAACCAGGACUAAGUUAUUGACAUUGGUUUACACAUGGGAACACACUGAAUAUUUGUAAUUGUUAAACUAUUUAAAAAAAUAUAAAAUGGGGAAGUAUACAGGAAAGAAAUGCCGUUUAUUAUCAAUGUUAUGGCUAACAGGAAGCUUUUUCAUAGUGGAGUUAGUUGUUGGAUAUGUAACAAAUUCCAUGGCAUUGGUAGCAGACUCCUUUCACAUGUUGAGUGAUGUUGCCGCCCUUGUCAUCGCUUUUCUAUCAGUAAAGAUGUCACCGAAGAAAUGGUCAAAGAACACAUUCGGAUGGGCGCGCGCGGAAGUACUCGGUGCCUUAGUUAAUGCAGUCUUCCUUGUGGCACUGUGCUUCAGCAUCACAGUGGAGGCUGUUCAGAGGUUUAUCAAUAUUGAGACGAUACACAAUGCGAAACUAUUGGUCGCUGUUGGAACAUUGGGACUAGUUUUAAAUAUCGUUGGACUUUUCCUGUUUCAUGAACACGGCAGCAGUCAUGGCCACACACACGGCGGUGUUCCACCUCCAUCGAAUGUCAGACACCUCACAGAGUUAGUGAAUAGCAAUGCGGACAUGGCCCUUGGCCAUGCGACCACAGAUAAUGAAGAGACAGACGAAAUGGUACCACCCAAAGUUGACAAGCUACCGAAGAAGCAAGCGCCGAAAAGUACUGACCCGGGGCACUUAAAUAUGAAGGGAGUAUUUUUACACGUGCUCUCCGAUGCUUUAGGCUCAAUAAUAGUGGUUAUAUCAGCGUUAGUUGUAUGGUUGACUGAAUGGGACUACCGAUUUUACAUUGACCCAGCCCUUAGUAUAGUGUUAGUUAUAUUAAUACUUACCUCAGUGUGGCCACUGUUAAGGGAGUCUGCACUUAUUUUGCUACAAACUGUACCUACACAUAUACAGGUGGACGCGAUACAAAGGCGUCUGUUGGACGAGGUCGACGGUGUGUUGGCGGUACAUGAAUUUCACGUGUGGCAGUUGGCUGGAGAUAGGAUUAUUGCCAGUGCGCAUAUAAGAUGUAGGAACUUAUCAGAGUACAUGAAGAUAGCUGAGAAGGUGAAGGAAUUCUUCCACAACGAGGGCAUUCAUUCGACAACAAUACAGCCCGAGUUUGUGGAGUUACCCUUAGAUGGAAAUGAGAUGAUCAGCUCGUCAGCAGAAGCUCCGUGUGCGUUACAUUGCCCGGCUAACGACUCCUGCCACAACGCGACGUGCUGUGGCCCGAACCAACAGAAACAAAGUACACCAUCUCCGACCGUCACUCCGUACUUGUGCCGGCAGAGGAAUAUGGGAUCCAGAACGGAGUCCCUGAACUCGAAUCUAGCUACAGGCAAUCAGGCAAAUCCGAGUGCAAGGAAUUUAGAUGCCUUAGAAUGCGGGUCCCUUUUGCCAUCACCUAUGGGAGAAAACCGACUCGCUGUGUGACAGACGGCCUCCUAACACACAGCCACCGUAUCCCCAAUACAUGUUAGUUGUGUUACAAAUUAUAUAUAAGUUAUAAUGUUUCGAAGUUAAAUCAUUGCUGGACUUUGUUUUUCAAAUUAUUGUAAAUUCAAAUAUUCAUAUUUUAAAGAUGAAUUUAUUAGCUGUAUGCGAUAAUUGGACUAUUUAAAAAUUUUAAUUCGACCAAGUAGUUCCUGAGAUGAGCACGUUCAAUCAAACUUUUAGCUUAUACUAAAAUAUUUUUGGUUAAUAAAACUUUUGGCGUACUUAAAGCCGUUACCUAUAUUUAUCAUUUCAGUUAUGGAAGAAUAAAUUAAAAAUUAAACACCAAAUUAGGGCAGCGCUCGAUGGGCAUAAUUGGAACUAUUACUUAGAAAAUAUUUGUCAAUUUAUUUCGAUAUAAAUCAUCUUUAAAAUAUGUAACGCACAAUUCUACCAAAACGUGUCAGUAUUGUUAAAUAUGCUACCAAAUAAACAAGAUAAAUAUGUUCUUAGAAAUAAGCGUUUCUGAUUAAAUAUAUAUACCUCCAAAGUUGUUGCCACGGUACAUAUGGAAUUUAUAUCGACUAAUCGAAGGAUAAUAUCGAAAUUUGAUUUCUAUGUAAAAUUCCGGAGCUGUCAAAUAUGAAGUUUGACAGUUGUGUUUUUGACAGUGCUUCAUUUGUGUCAUUGAUAAUUUUAGCUUUAACGAAAUUGACAAUGAAUUGGCAGGCGUAACUAUUUUAAAACCGCUCAUUCGUUUUUAGAUAUCUGCACCAAAAAAUGUUAUUCUUCGAUCUGUUUAAAGUUGUCAGUUUAAAAAUCCGUUGAUAUAUGGUAAGAUUUUAGGCAGUAAUUUCGUUAGUUAUUUCUUCAUAUAAGAAUUACAAACAUUUUGUUGACUAAUGUUUUGCAUAGAUUCUUGUUUUGGGUUCGAAGGCGCUCCAAAAUAUUUACAACUAGACAAAUGUCAAGUCAACGAAAUUUCGUUGCAAUUUUAGUGGUAAAUUAUUGCGGUUUGUCUAGAGCUCUUGAAGUGUUGCCAGCGUUUUCUUUGAUAAUUCAUAGGUAAAUUUUUAGGCAUAUAAGUAUACCAGGGUUGAUAUAUUAGAAUAUUUCCAUUUAUAUGCACAGUUUCAAAAUAAGUACAAGCAUUGUAGUUAUAUACCGUGUUCAUUGACUAUUAUUCUUAUGAAUAUAUAUUUUUAGUUAUCUAAAUUAAUUUGGCUAAUGGGUGGUAAUUGGAACGUUAAUCGAAUGGUAAUUGAGCAGCGCUUCGUAUAUAUUUGGAACACAGUGGAAAAAUAUACAGUAUUGAUUUUUAAGAAUACUUGACAUAACUAUCGAAACGUAUUCGUAUACAGCAAUAUGAUUAACAGGUAUGAAAUUUAUACGCGCUUCCAUAGUUUCUAAUACGCCCACAGAGCGCUUAGGUUUUAUAUAAAAUUAUCCUUACUUUUCUAUUAGCUAUUCGAUUAUUGUUCAUGAUAGAUCAGUCUAUUCACUAUUCUCUAUGGCUGAUAAAGUUUACCCCUUCAGAACUGAAUGGGCGCAAACGUAUGUCUAUAUAAUAAUACUAUAUAAAUUCUAUAUUACAUUCUUGUUAAAAUUCAGUACAAUAAUCCUGUCUUUUAUUUAUACUAUAAUAUUUAACUUAACCGGAGCAAGUAUUCAAUUAAAAUCAUCGUAAAAUAAAUAAACAUUAAAUAAAUGUUGUUUCUACUCGGUAAAUUAAUAGACUAGUUUUAAAAAGGUGAUAUAAAUAUUUAUUUGCUAGAGAUGUUGUUAAAAUGAAACAGGAAUAAUAUUUUAUAUUUUUAUUUAGAUUGUUCCAAGCAUUGUUCACACCAAAUAUAGUGUGCAUUUCUAGGUUAAGUAAUCUAAAAUAAUUUGUGACAAUAUAAACUAAUCACGUCUUGUAUGAUGAUAAAUGAUAUCUUGGAGAACAGACUUUCAUAUAAAGAAAAAAAUAUAAACAUAGAUUAUAAAUUCGCCUUGCGACCAGGCUAAGGUUUUUCGACCGUACGGUCCUUUAAUGUCGAAAUCAUAUUUUCAAAAGUCGAACGAAUAUUCGCAAAAAGAGACUGUAGAACUGUAACACAUAUUUGUUACGUUUAAAAUGUCACCGUCAUUAAUUAUUUGAAAAUUUAAAAUGAAUGAAUCUUCUCGAUCUACACGACACUAGCGAACUACCUAGUGCCCAGUUGGCAUAAAUAAAAGCCAUAAACAAGAAAAAAAAAUGAAUGAAAAACAUAAAUAUAGAGCAGUUUUGUAUUGUCACAAAUUGGAAUAUUAACAAAAAAUGUUUUUUAUACUUAAAACAUGUGAUCGUUUUUAUUAUAAGAAAAUUAUUAAAAAUUCAUUAACAAAGGUUCGUAAAUAAACAUUUUUUUUAGAUAUGUGGUCUUGAACGCCUCAUCGUUUAAAUCAAGUGUUAUGAUAGUGAAAUAUGUUAUAGGUAAAUACCAGAAUAAGCUUUUCAAGUUUUAUACUUUAUUUAUACAAUUAUGCAUAAUUUAUAGGUGUGUAGACUCGGCUUGGGCUCGGUCAUAUUUGGGUUUCAAUAUUUUGCAAACAAUUUUUUUUCUGCACCAUAUCGCAAGCGGCGUUUUAUAGCAAGUUGGAACAUAAUGUAUUGUAUAUACGGAUUUUAAUUAAAUAGGUGUUUGAAAGGUAUUAAAAAGUUGUAUACAAUUUGCAAAAUACUGAAAACCAAACAUAUGUAUGUUUGAGACAUUGACAAAAUACUGUUGUUAUGGUUCGAAUGUUAGUGAAAUUGUGAAAAUUUUCACAGUUAAUAAAAAUAUAUGAAUUAAA